CAAUGUGGUAACUUUGAUGAUUUGUCCUUUGGGCCGUUGAUGCUACUUUGAGAACUAUAGCCGUCGAAAAGACUCAAACGAUGGUCGCUACUAGACUCAAUGUUUUCUGCAAGAAUUCUAUCGAGACAGCGAAGAUUGCACGGGUGAUGGGACGACUUCCAGCGCCUAUAGGGCCCAAUGUUUAUAAGGAUAUUUGGAUUGAUGAUGUUAACGAAGCGGUGUUGACAACGGAUGGAAGCGUGGGAAUCCGAACCAAGCAAAAGGUUCCUUUAGCUUUAGCGUUGGUAAUUCUCACUGUUAUGCUCAUCAGAAGCCAAGGUUACGAGAUUGUACUAACUCUCUGCUGUGCUCCAGAUGCAUCACUCACAGUUUGGAUCUCGUCCCGUAAGGUCUAG
Molecule: messenger RNA, 395 nt
Organism: Botrytis porri
Lineage: Eukaryota; Fungi; Ascomycota; Leotiomycetes; Helotiales; Sclerotiniaceae
Exons: 2
Coding region: 81-395 (104 amino acids)
Source: RefSeq, a predicted model, not a curated record